Hirsutella rhossiliensis is the source of this 1740-nucleotide messenger RNA. RefSeq lists its product as uncharacterized. Lineage: Eukaryota; Fungi; Ascomycota; Sordariomycetes; Hypocreales; Ophiocordycipitaceae. The transcript has 6 exons. The record is from RefSeq and is a predicted model, not a curated record. The coding region runs from base 1 to 1740 and encodes 579 amino acids.
AUGGUGUCGAGCGCCGCGGCGAUCCCUGGUGAGAUAAACUACUGUUACUUCAACCUCCCACUCGGGCGCCUCCCGACGCCGCCAGUCUUUCGCCUCGCCUUUCCGACGUUGUCGUCCGCAGCCAUGGCCCACGAGGGAGACGGCGGCGGCGACGACGACGACGACGAUGACGACGACGACGAGAAUGACAACAGGGCCAUCAGCCCUUCAAGGCGCAGCUGGAUGCCCGACGACGGAGCCGUGGCAGACGUCUCACCAGCCUCGACGACGGUCCUGCACGGCGCAAAGACGGCCGCGACACCAAGCCCUACCAUGCCCCGGCCGCGCUGGCACGGCGUCGACCCGCCACGCCCGCCCCGUGACGGGUUCGACUCGCGCUUCUGGAAGUGGCGCUCGCGCUCGACAAAGUCAACGAGCGAGAUGGACGCGGGCGACUUUUCGUCGGCUUGUUCGCCGCCGUCGGCGAGUGCGCCGGGCUGGCACGCGCUCCAUCUCGACGCCGCUGCGCCGCCGCCGCUGAGUCCCUUUCUGUCCGAGUCGGCGCACGUGCUUUCCUUGCAGAACCCACCGGGCUUCGCGAUGCCUUACCAGUCGGCCGAGAAGCUCGUCGCUCCACCGCCGUCGUUUCCGGAAUGGCCUCCGAGGGAUGGUCGCGUGGACGAGGACGCCUCUCAGCGGACCGUCGUCCGAGUGCCGUCUGCCGCGGCCGCCUCCGCCGCUGCUGUGUCCUCUUCGACCACCUCCGCUUCCUCCUGGCACCUGCACGGCAGGCGAUGGCUCUCCAAGGCUAGGAGAGAAGUCGAGUUCAAGUUCCGCCCACGAAAUCGCCAAGAGCUGUACGCAGCCAAGAACGUAGACUCACCCGCGGCGCACCAGAAGUACCGCUCCGCCUUCCACACUACCGACCACGACGACGACGAAGACGCAGUUCUCCCAGCGGCCACGGAUGGGUUGCGCCGCUGGCUCCGGCCGAACCACAGCCACCAUCACUCCGUCGGCGGCAGCGGCAGAUCGGCCACCCGGCCCAAGGACGACUCUGGCACGGUGAGGGUUUCCCGCAAGCUCUUUGGCCGAGCGCCCUGGCACCGCAGGGGAUCGGCAGGCUCGUUUGGGGACUCGGCCAGGGAUCUCCUCCAACGUGGGACGCCGCCGGCCACGCCCAUGUCCACGUAUACCAUGGCCUCAACGGGAUUGGCGGACAGUUUCAAGUCGGCAAUCAGCCAGUUUCCCGGCGGAGAAGCCGUCCGUGUCAGCACCCCGCCCUUGGACGAAGACACGGCCGACGGCAAGCCGCGCGGCUUCUUCACCUGCACCACACCCCCUUCAGACACCCAAGCGUCCCCCGCGCCGCCGCCCUCGACGUCGCCCAUACUCGCGCCCAGCCCGCGCCCCGGCAUCCACGGCGCAGCAUUCCGCGGCAGCAGCCUCUCGGCCCCCACGCGCGAGUGGUGGGAGGUGUCGCCCCAGCGCGCCCUCCGCCGCGGCCCGCGGCCCCUCGCUGCUGGCCCUGUGGCAAGCCGCGGCGCCGGCGCCGGUGGCGGCAGCAACUUUCAGUUCGACGUGCCCGAGCACCUGCCCAACAGCCCGCUGUGUCCUGCACACAGUCGCCACAAGAGCGGCGGGACGGGCGUGUGCGUCUACCAUGGGAGGGGCAAGGCCAAGUCGCUGCUCAGGGAUGCGGACCGAGUGUCAGCGGCGGAGACUAGUCUUUCACAUGGGUACGAGAGCGCGAUGCCGUGA